UAAGUUGGUAAAGUCAAGCGCCAUGUUCUAUGUUUCGACACAGUGUUGGCUAAUUAUUUUAAAGUCAAAAUAUAGCGGCUCUCUUGAUUAUAACUAAGAGCAAAAACACGAGUAAAUGGCCCACAAGACGACAAAACAGAUCGAAUUCUUAAACACUAAACUAGAGUCAUUACAGAGAGAAAAACAUCUACUUCAAACUAAAAUCGAUGAUUCCGUUAAGAAGAUAACAGAUGAAGCAUUGAAUUGGACAAAAGGAAACAGUCACGCAGACUUUCAGUCCAUUUGCAGUAUAGUAGACGCCACCACUUAUAAACUCGUUGAGAUAUUUGACAGUUUCAACAUCAACUCAGACCCAAACACCAAAACUGAAGAAUGCACGGACAACAUAAAAGAACUACAGAGUAGGCUAGAUAUGUUAGAGAAAACACAACAUGGCAAUGAUAAAAAAAUCAGGAAAAUUUCAAAGCAAUUGGAAGGCAAAAAUAAAGAGCAGAUUGAUAUACUGCAAGUAAAGGAACAGCUAGAAGCUCUAACGUCAAAAGUUAAAGACAUCGAGUCGACCAACGACAGUUUGAAAACUUGCGAAGAUGUGAUAGACAGCAAAUAUAAUACAAAAUUUAACAAAGUUAUUGAAGAUGUGGCGACCAUUCGACGUGAUCUAGAAUCAAAUGUUGCUUGUCUUAACUCUGAAAGGGAGAGAAAUAAAAAAAUUGUAUGCAAACUUCUGUCGUCUGAGCUUGUAAAACUGGACAGGUUAGAGGGAGUGGUCAACAAAAACACGACAAAACAACAGGAAACAAAAGAGGAGCUUGAAGAAGCCAUUCUUCAGAUUUACAAGUUACAAUGGAAGUCACCUGGGGUGAAGAUUACGAUGAACUUUCUGCUAGUUGGAAGAAGAGGCGUUGGUAAAACAUCAACAGGCAACUCAAUUCUUGGAUCAUCGAAAUUCGGAACGACGAAAAUAAACCACCUGUCUCAAACCGAGGAGGUUUACAGUACUGAGGUCAAGGGCGAGGUGACGAGUGUCACUGAUACGGUGCCGUUUUUACAAGACUCCACAAAUCUCAUACCGAGGCAGAUCGAGGCAGCUCAUCUGGGAGAGCUGGAGAGGUUCCACGCUUUUGUUUUUGUCAUCAGAUACGGCCAGCUUGAGCGUGAUGAAGAUGUGGCGGCGUUUGAUGAUAUGAAGAAAGUCUACGGCGAUGAUUUUACUCGAGAUUAUUGUGUCGUAGGGAUGUGCUGUGGGGAUGUGUUCUACAGAGAAAAUCCUUCACAAUGUUUUAAGAGUUGGUGUGCUAAACAAACAGGGCCUUUGGGUUACAUCUUUAGACACUGUAGUGAGAGAGUGAUCUUGUUUGACAAUGUUACAGAUGAUGGGGCGAUGAAAGAACUUCAGAUCGCCCAGAUUAAAAACACGGUCUACAGGAUGCCUCAUAGGGGUGUUCGAUACAAACAUAAAAAGAUUGACAAAGGUUUUUAUGAGGUCAAUUCAUGGUUUGCUGCGUUAGUGAGAUAAAUGUCUUAGAACACCGGAAAUCUUCAGCUUUAUCUGUGAUGUAGCCAUUGUAUUUUCCUCUGCACGCUAGUGUAUGGAUGUGAUUUAUUAUAUUCUUUUUUUAUUCAAAAAAGCGGAGAAAAAACUUAACUUAUAGCACUGUUUUUGUUCACUGAUUUCAGUUGAAACACGAAUAAAUUAAACGCUUCAUAUGU
This is a messenger RNA of Physella acuta, 1710 nucleotides long. RefSeq lists its product as uncharacterized. Lineage: Eukaryota; Metazoa; Mollusca; Gastropoda; Physidae. The record is from RefSeq and is a predicted model, not a curated record. Gene Ontology annotation, molecular function: GTP binding.